Molecule: messenger RNA, 1587 nt
Organism: Urocitellus parryii (Arctic ground squirrel)
Lineage: Eukaryota; Metazoa; Chordata; Mammalia; Rodentia; Sciuridae
Gene: Chrnb4
Product: cholinergic receptor nicotinic beta 4 subunit
Biological process (GO): monoatomic ion transmembrane transport
Cellular component (GO): postsynaptic membrane
Molecular function (GO): transmembrane signaling receptor activity; acetylcholine-gated monoatomic cation-selective channel activity
Source: RefSeq, a predicted model, not a curated record
UCUGGGACCAGAAUCAGCGCUCACUCGCCUGCUAGCUGUGCCUGGGUGACCCCACAGCUGAGCGCUCCGCGGCUGCCACCACGGCCCCCGCCCGCCAUGAGGAGMGCGCACCAGCUAGUCCUCUUCUCCCUGGUCGUCCUUUGCAGGCGCGGGGACUGUCGCAUGGCCAAUGCUGAGGAGAAGCUGAUGGACGACCUUCUGAACAAAACCCGCUACAACAACCUGAUCCGGCCAGCCACCAGUUCCUCGCAGCUCAUCUCCAUCCAGCUGCAGCUCUCCCUGGCCCAGCUCAUCAGCGUGAAUGAGCGAGAACAGAUCAUGACCACCAACGUCUGGCUGAAACAGGAGUGGACUGAYUACCGCCUGGCCUGGAACAGCUCCCGCUACGAGGGUGUGAAUAUCCUGAGGAUCCCUGCAAAGCGCGUCUGGUUGCCUGACAUUGUGCUGUACAACAAUGCUGAUGGGACCUAUGAGGUGUCUGUCUACACCAACGUGGUGGUCCGCUCCAAUGGCAGCAUUAUGUGGCUGCCCCCUGCCAUCUACAAGAGUGCCUGCAAGAUCGAGGUGAAGCAUUUUCCCUUCGACCAGCAGAACUGCACCCUCAAGUUUCGCUCGUGGACCUACGACCACACGGAAAUCGACAUGCUCCUUAAGUCACCUAUGGCCAGUUUAGAUGACUUUACUCCCAGUGGUGAGUGGGACAUAGUGGCCCUCCCAGGGCGAAGGACAGUGAACCCACAGGACCCCAGCUAUGUGGACGUGACCUAUGACUUCAUCAUCAAGCGAAAGCCGCUUUUCUACACCAUCAACCUCAUCAUCCCCUGCGUGCUUAUCACGUCACUGGCCAUCCUGGUCUUCUACCUGCCGUCUGACUGUGGGGAGAAGAUGACGCUGUGCAUCUCUGUACUCCUGGCGCUCACCUUCUUCCUGCUGCUCAUCUCCAAGAUUGUGCCACCCACCUCCCUUGAUGUGCCACUCAUYGGCAAGUACCUCAUGUUCACCAUGGUGCUGGUCACCUUCUCCAUCGUCACUACCGUGUGUGUGCUCAAUGUGCACCACCGCUCACCCAGCACCCACACCAUGGCGCCCUGGGUCAAGCGCUGUUUCCUGCACAAGCUGCCUACCUUCCUCUUCAUGAAGAGACUUGGCCUUCACAGCAGCCCUGCCAAGGCCCCCCUGCCCACCCAGUUGUACCUGACUAAGACUGAGGCCACUGCCACCUCUGCUGUGGGCCCUGCCAGUCCCUCUAACCUCUACGGGAACUCCAUGUACUUUAUGAACCCUGCCCCUGCGGCGCCCAAGUCUCCAGCUGGCUCCCACUCAGCAGGCAUCCCCAGAGAUUUCAGGCAGAGGUCCUCUGGGAGGUUCCGGCAGGAUGUGCAGGAGGCUUUGGAGGGUGUCAGCUUCAUUGCCCAGCACAUGAAGAGUGACGAUGAAGACCAGAAUGUCAUUGAGGACUGGAAAUAUGUGGCCAUGGUGGUCGACCGGCUGUUCCUGUGGGUAUUCGUGCUUGUAUGCAUCCUGGGCACUGUGGGGCUCUUCCUCCCUCCCCUUUUCCUGACCCACCCACCUUCUGAGGUGCCCUAG